Dibothriocephalus latus is the source of this 565-nucleotide messenger RNA. Lineage: Eukaryota; Metazoa; Platyhelminthes; Cestoda; Diphyllobothriidea; Diphyllobothriidae. The record is from the annotation of a GenBank genome assembly.
UCCCACCCUGCGUCCCGUCAUAAUUGAUGGCGCCAAUGUGGCUCAUACAAAUAUGGGCAGGAAGGAAUUCUCCGCUCAAAAUCUGCGCCUGGCGCUGGAUUAUUUCCUGCGGUUAGGCCACAAAGAUAUAUGCAUUGUUCUGCGUGCCAGCCGACAGCGUGCUCUGGAGGCUGUUUUCUCGGAAGCCGAAUUAAAGAAGUAUUUCUCUUUCACCUCCGUCCGACGUUUGGACGGUGAUCGGCCAAUGGUGGAAGACGAUGACAGGUUAGUUGUUGUUUUUUCUAGUACCCUCCCGUCUUUUUUUCCCUAUAUAUAUUCUCAGUCUUUUCAUAUAUUUCAUCCUCAUCAUGCCUUCCUGUCCUUUCAUUCUUUCCCCUUGCUUCCUCAUUAUUUUUACAUGGUGGUCGUUAUUUUCCCGCUUCCAAAUUCGGAAAUUCUUGCGCCUUUUAUUGGAACGGCUGCUAUUUCUUCGGCGUUUCGUCCCCAGCCAACGUCAUGGUCGAAAUUCAUCUCGGAUAACCACUCGGUUCACAUACUGAACUGCCUACAGAUCCUUCCCCGUUGA